AUGUCUCCUCACUGCGACUCGCCGACCAACGGCUCCGAUGCCGGCAGCGGCUUUUCUUCCUACAAUGGUAACGGCAAUGGCUACGCCAACGGCAACGGAGCCGCCUACCAGAACGGCAACGGUGUGAAUGGCCACCAGAACGGUGCCUCCCGCAUCCAAAAGUCCCAGUACCUCCAGCCCACCGACCACAGCGAUAUCCACGACCUCAUCUGCGUUGGCUUCGGCCCCGCCAGUUUGUCUGUUGCCGUCUCCAUGCACGACUUCCAGGAGGCCGGCCGCCAGCUCAGUCCCGGCUCAGCUGCCGCCAAGGUGCUCUUCCUCGAGAAGCAGCCGGCCUUCGCAUGGCACCCGGGCAUGCUUCUUUCCGGCGCCCGCAUGCAAAUCUCCUUCAUCAAGGACAUGGCCUCCCUGCGCAACCCUCGUUCUCAGUUCACCUUCCUCAACUACCUCCACAGCAACGACCGCCUAGUUGAGUUCACCAACCUGGACACUUUCCUGCCCGCCCGCGCCGAGUACGAGGACUACCUGCGCUGGUGUGCUCGCCAUUUUGACGAUGUUGUUGAGUACGGCCGUGAGGUUGUCUCCGUCUCCCCCGACCCUCAGACUGCUGGCAGCAUCAAGACCUGGACCGUCAAGUCCCGCAACAUCAAGACCGGCCAGGUCAGCUCCUACCAGACCCGCAACGUCCUGAUCGCCAACGGCGGCCAGCCGCGCAUCCCCAAGGUCAUGCCCGCCAACCACCCGAAGAUCAUCCACUCCUCCCAGUACGCCCAGCUCGUGCCGCAGCUUCUCAAGGACAACUCGAGACCCUACAGAGUCGCCGUCAUCGGUGCCGGCCAGUCUGCUGCCGAGAUCUUCCGCGACGUCCAGCGCGCGUACCCUAACGCCAAGACGUGGAUGGUGAUGCGCUCCGAGUUCCUCAAGCCCGCUGACGACUCGCCGUUUGUCAACUCCAUUUUCAACCCCUCUUACGUCGACGAGCUGUACCCCAAGUCUCAAAGCUACCGCCGCUCUCUCAUCAAGGAGGCCAAGGCGACCAAUUACGGCGUCGUGAGACUCCAGCUCAUCGAGGCCCUGUACGAGAUGCUUUACCACCAGAAGCGCACCCUCGGCUACGACGAGCGCAAGUGGCCCCACCGUAUGCUCUUCGGCCGUGACAUCACUCAGGUCACCGAGAGCAAGGAGACCGACCGCCUGCAGAUCCACGUCCGCCGCCUCGAGGACGCCGCCGGCGACAGCCUUGAGGAUGGCUUCGUCAACCAGCUGCCCGGUGACGAGGUCCUCGACGUCGAUCUGAUUGUUGCGGCGACUGGAUACCAGCGCAACGCCCACAUCGACAUGCUCCGCGACAGCUGGAACCUGCUUCCUGAGAUCACCCCCGCCGGCAAUGCCAGCGAGCGCGAGCUUGUUGAUGGAUGGGAAAUUGCCGGCCCUGACGCGACCUCGGGAUCGAGGAAGCUUGAGGUUGGACGCGACUACCGUGUGCGAUAUGCCCCUGGCGCUGUGGCGCCUGAUGCUGGUGUUUUCUUGCAGGGAUGCUGCGAAGCGACCCACGGACUGAGUGAUACCCUGUUGUCAAUUCUCGCCGUGAGAUCGGCCGAGGUUGUCGACUCCAUCUUCCCCUCUGCUCCGAGGGCCAAGACCGUUUCCAACUAG
Molecule: messenger RNA, 1656 nt
Organism: Colletotrichum abscissum
Lineage: Eukaryota; Fungi; Ascomycota; Sordariomycetes; Glomerellales; Glomerellaceae
Product: L-ornithine 5-monooxygenase
Exons: 2
Coding region: 1-1656 (551 amino acids)
Biological process (GO): intracellular iron ion homeostasis
Source: RefSeq, a predicted model, not a curated record